Messenger RNA from Parnassius mnemosyne (clouded apollo), 480 nucleotides. Lineage: Eukaryota; Metazoa; Arthropoda; Insecta; Lepidoptera; Papilionidae. The record is from the annotation of a GenBank genome assembly.
UUGAUUUUGAGCCAUUCAAGCCCAUCAAUACAUCAAUGUGACAACAAGUUCCAUACUGAGGCCCUCACUGCGUUGCUGGCUGAUGACGAUAAGUUUAUUGUCAUCAGCCAGCAACGCAGUGAGGGCCUCAUUGUGAUGGAUGGUAAUGGAGCGCUGUUUGGUACACUGCAAGGAAACACUAGAGAGGUGCUCCACAAGUUCACUGUAGAUCUGCCGAAGAAGCACGGUCGUGGUGGUCAGUCUGCGUUGCGUUUCGCCCGUCUUCGAAUGGAAAAGCGUCACAACUACGUGCGCAAAGUUGCAGAGGUUGCUACACAAUUGUUCAUCAGUGCAGACCGUCCCAACGUAGCAGGACUGAUUUUGGCGGGUUCUGCUGACUUCAAGACUGAACUGUCUCAGUCCGAUAUGUUUGAUCCACAAUGGAACAUCAAUGAUUUCACUGAUCAUCCCACCAAAGGAUCAGAUCUCGCGAGUCUCUAA